This is a messenger RNA of Micropterus salmoides (largemouth bass), 423 nucleotides long. RefSeq names its product prothymosin alpha-B-like. Gene Ontology annotation, cellular component: nucleus. Gene Ontology annotation, biological process: positive regulation of transcription by RNA polymerase II; negative regulation of apoptotic process. The transcript is spliced from 4 exons. The record is from RefSeq and is a predicted model, not a curated record. Gene Ontology annotation, molecular function: histone binding. The annotation marks the transcript as partial. Lineage: Eukaryota; Metazoa; Chordata; Actinopteri; Centrarchiformes; Centrarchidae.
UCAUCUGUAUUUUAUAGUUGUUUUUUUUCUGAUUCAAAUUUUUUCCCUCUGGUUUGUUUCCAUCAGGACCUGAAAGAGAAGAAGCUGGUGGAGGAGAAGGAGAACGGCAAAGAUGCUGCCACCAACGGAAAGGAGAACGAGGAGAACGGCGAGCCCGAGGUAGAUGAUGAAGAUGACGAGGAAGUGGAUGAGGAGGACGAGGAAGAUGAUGGAGAAGGUGACGAGGAAGACGAGGAGGACGACGAGGAUGAGAUUGAGGGCGGCACAAAACGGGCGGCUGAAGAUGACGACGACGAAGAGGACGACGUCGAAACCAAGAAGCAGAAAACCGACGAUGACGAUUGAUGCGUUUUCCCCCCUCGCGCCAUCCUGCUGAACCACUUCCUGAUUCUUCCACCUAUGACUGUUUUUUUUUUUUUCUAU